AUGACCAAAUCGAGGGACGACGUAACAAUCUUCCUACUUGUCAUCAUAGCGAUCUUCAUCCCCCCGGCAGCCGUGCUCUGCGUCACUAGCUGCGAUGCACAGUUCUGGCUCAACCUCAUCCUCGAGCUCCUGACCUUUGGAAUCGCCAGCUUCAUACAUGCCAUCUGGGUCAUAUUCUACUACGGCAAAGGCGGUCACUUGUCCUGGGGACAGAGGAAGCGACUUGAGCGGAAGCAGCGCGCCGAGGGUCUCGAAUUGGUGCCAGAUGCACAGCCUCCGCAGGUCCGCAACGAGGCAUAUGCUGAUGCUCCCGCUUACAGCCCUCAUGGUGGCGGCUAUGGCGGUGAUUCCAAAUAUUCGGUCACGGGGACGUUGGAACAUAUUGGCCCCCGAGCUCUGGGUCUCGGACAUGACCGUGGCCACGGCGUGCAGUGGUUUGCUUCGAGGAGCCGUUUCGUGCUGUCUCCAGCUGGCAUCAGCCCCCCGCCCCCCGCCUCGCGCAUCCUGCGGAAAGAAGGGAGGAAGAGGCCGAGCUCGCGGAUGCAGCCGACCAGACGGAGGCCCAGGGUUGACUGCUUCCGGGAACUCGACUCACGGCCACGCGAUACGACAAGUCGAGACAAGUCGAGACAAAUCGAGAGCCGUCUCGCUCUCGCAACCGCCUUUGCCGUCGUCUUUCCUCUAUCGCUGCCGCUACUGCUGCCGCUGCUACUGCAACUGCAACUGCAACUCCUGCUGCUGCCGCUGCUCCUGGUCCAGCUGCUGUCGCUGCUACUUACUACUGCUGCUCGUGCUCGUCAUCGGCCGACAAGCAGCCACCGCCUCGCCGCCCCCGACCACCACUCUCGAGAUUACGGUGCGUCUGGGUCAAUCGAUAUCGGAGAGGCCAGAGGACCACACCAUGAUACCUCAACUCGCCAUCUACUCGCGACAAGACUCUCUGUGACGCCUGCCUACACCGACCAUUGUCUGCCGGCACCACUCGAGCGCCUCUCUGUCGUCCUGGUCCUCCUGCACGCGUCCUUUAUCGCCCCCUUCGCUGCCACCAAACCUGCACACAACCUCCAACACGGGGCCAAGGCCGGGCCACGACCCAGUACGACUUACACACGCAUCCCGCCUGCAUACGUGCUACGGCAGCCCGUCGCAUUCCGCAUCCUCACCGCGCUGUAUAUAUAUGAUAAGCCACAUAAUCAACGGCCUCUGGAGGGCGAACACGCGCUCGGGAGUGGAGACAUGAAUACGGACGCUUCCUCUUUGAUCUCCCCCUCCACCAAACCUGCUUCCCGUCAUCACCCACCCACACCCUCCGACUCCCCCGGCUGCUCCCAGAACGCCUCCUCCUCCUCCUCCUCCUCCUCCCCAUGCUCCGGCCCGCCCCCUGCCACCUCCCCUACUCCAACCCAUGUCCCUGCCGCUCUUAAUUCUCAUGAUAUCCGUGCCGGUCCUCAAAAGCCCACCCCUACUCCCAUGAGGUCGAGUCUUCCCUUCUCCCUCCCUCUGUUCUUUCAGUCCAACAACACCUCUAUUGCUUCCCUGGUGCCGUCCACCGCAGAGGGUAAGCCCAUACCCCUCGAUGACAGCACCGCAGCUCAUCGGACAUUGGCACUUCGUGAGCUGAACAGCAACUUCCCGUCGCCGGUCGCCCGCCACAAAUAUGAAAGGUCCACCGGCGCCCAGAGCAAAACUUAUUCCAAGCCCGUCAUAGUCAGGACCUAUAGCGGACCAUCUACCACCCAGGGGCAUUCCCGCUCCAACUCACAGUCGGCCCGGCGUGCUGCCAGUCGUCGAGGGCCCCCUUCGACAACCUCAACCUCCAUCUCCUACGUCUCCCCGGCUGCACACUCCAGACCUACUGGAGUGUCACAGAAUGGCAGCUUGUUGAGCAUGGCGCGUGGAAACGCUACGAAGAAGCUGUGGCCCUGGAAACAGGGCCGGGAGGAGGUCCCAGCCGAGACCCUACCGCCCCAUGACGCAUUCUCCUUCAAGACGAUCAUGGCGAACCUCCAAGCGCAGUCCAGUGAGAUGGACAAUGCCCUCGAUGGUAUUGCCCAGAUAUACGCGCGAUCGCGAUACAGCUUGAGCAACCAGUACGAGGUGCAUGUGGCACCACAUGGCUCGGGGGCAUCCUUUGUCAGCGCCGUUCCGUCGUCAUCCAUCCGGAGAAGAGGUUACACCAAGAAUAGCCAAAGCCAGAAUGGUUUGACGCUUCAGGCCAUCCAGUCGGGCGAUGAGGACAACAGUGCCAGCGCACGAUCGCACCGCAAACGUCGGAGUACCGGCCGUCGCCAGAGCGCAGCCUACGGUACACUGGAGACUAUCAUGUCAUCAAGCAGGUCUUCUGAAGAGGAGAAAACAAAGAAGAAGUCGGCCUCAGAGCUCAAGGAUGAAGUACGAGGGCGGGCCUCCUCAAAAUCAGGCCGCAGUGGUUCUGGAUCCCCCAAUACCAGCAAGGCACACAGCGCAAAUCGUCUUGCCGAUGUCACGAAGCCCAGAGAACCGACAAGGAAGAGGUCGAAGUCCUUUGCAAAUGCCAUUAUCUAUGCUGACAGCUCAAAACACCAGCAGUCAGGGGUCGAAGCAACUACGCCACGGAGUUCGUCUGCCGCUCUCGUGAGUGAACUGUCACUCCCACAGACAUCUAGCAGCCAUCUUGAGAUUCGAACGACGCCAAAUGAGCUCCUGGGCAAUGACUCUCCACGCAGCAGCCAAGCACAGUCACCUGGCCGUGGCGAAUCUCCAGUGCAUGCACAUGCGAACGGGCACUCCCGACGAGAGGAUUCUAGUGUCCCCAAUCCUGGGGCGAGAUCUGGAUUCAGUGAUUGGGUUCCAUGGAAAACUGCGUUGGCGGGCGUAGCAACCGGCCCCCAACCGAGCAAUUCCUCUACAGGCCGGAGCCAUGCCGAAGGAACCCUUCGCGAGUUGCUCAAAGGCAAAGGCAGAUCAAGCACAACGGAGUAG
Diaporthe amygdali is the source of this 2961-nucleotide messenger RNA. RefSeq lists its product as uncharacterized. Bases 1 to 2961 code for a protein of 986 amino acids. The record is from RefSeq and is a predicted model, not a curated record. The transcript is spliced from 7 exons. NCBI's taxonomy places the organism in Eukaryota, Fungi, Ascomycota, Sordariomycetes, Diaporthales, Diaporthaceae. Gene Ontology annotation, cellular component: membrane.